CUAAUUUCAUUUUACUUGGCGCUUCUAAGCUAAUCAAACCUAACUGUGUCUCAUCCAAAUUUUUAUAUCACACAAAAUGCAAAUUUUGAUUUCAAAGUCGUUGAGCCUGCUGCUGCUGCUGCUCUGCAUGUUGGCAACCGGAAUAGACUGCGCCAAAUAUCUAAAGGAGAAACCGGAUUUUUUAACGCCCUGCAAUUUGGCUGAUGCUAAUCUUAACAAAUGUCUGGCUGCCAAUGUACAAGGCAUAUUUGUGCAAUGGAAAGAUGGUCUGCCUGGCAAGAACUCAAUUGGUUCCUUUGAUCCAUUGCUGCUGAAACGUGUUAAGAUUGAACAGGACGCCAGCAGCACCAUAGCCAUCAAUGCGGAUAUGAAGGAUGUGCAUGUUACUGGCGCCAGCAAAUUGAUUAUCAAAGAUGCCAACUAUAAUGCCGACAAAUAUGUCAUCAAAGCAGUUGCUUUUGUGCCAAAGCUGCGUUUCGAGUUUGAUUACAAACUAAAGGGACAUGUGCUGGCAUUAAAUCUGGAUGGUCAGGGCAAGGGCUCCUUUGAAGCAGAUAAAAUGCUGAUGCUGCUGGAAAUGGGUGUGAAGCCACGCAAUACGCCUGAGGCUAAUUUUGCCGAUGUGCAGUAUUUCAAAGUAGGCUUCAAGGACAUUGGCAAUUUCCACAUACAACUGCAUAAUCUUAUUGCUGGCAAUCCUGAGCUUGAAAAGAGCGCACAUACGCUCAUCAAUGAAAACUGGCGACAAUUCUAUGAGGUGCUGAAGCCAGCUAUUGAGCAAACCAUCGAGGCAGUGCUGCUUGAUCGCAGCACAAAGAUUUUAAACUAUGUGCCGGCUACCUAUAUAAUCGAUAAUUUCCACUAAAUAUUUAACAUAUAAUAAAUGCAACUUGAUAAACGUCUCCAA
Molecule: messenger RNA, 907 nt
Organism: Drosophila busckii
Lineage: Eukaryota; Metazoa; Arthropoda; Insecta; Diptera; Drosophilidae
Exons: 4
Coding region: 77-865 (262 amino acids)
Source: RefSeq, a predicted model, not a curated record